Molecule: messenger RNA, 6637 nt
Organism: Lymnaea stagnalis (great pond snail)
Lineage: Eukaryota; Metazoa; Mollusca; Gastropoda; Lymnaeidae
Source: the annotation of a GenBank genome assembly
CUGGCAUACAAUAACAAGCGAUUUAGCGAUUAUGUUUCAUGACAUCGGGCGGCCUGACUACCAAAACUUGCUAAAAAGAACACAUUUUUUUAAAAGUUAUCAUCUUAAAAUUUUUAAUUGGUAUGUAGGCCUUUUAAUAAAUCAGUUGUUUUUUUUUUUUCUAAAAAUAUUGGUAUCAUUUUUAGAACUUGAUAGUAUAUUAACACAAUCAAUGCGUCUGAAUGCGAAACCGAAAAGACGUUGCCUUCACUUUUGACUUUGAAUUUUAUUCAUUUUAAAAUGUUUAUCAUCUGAAGUCUGAAGAGAUCAUAUGUUUUGUUUAUGACGUGGUCUCAGUAAUUCAUUUUAAAUGAUUUCAUUAGUUUUAAGGAUUUUUAUUUUGGUUAAUGUUACUGUUUUGUUAAUUGUUGGACCUGACACUGACACUUCAACCUGACACAACCUGACACGAAGUGUCAAUUACAAUUGUUUUGGCUUUGGAGUGGUAGUAGUAGUAGUAUAGAGUAGUAGUCAGUAGUAUUUACAGUGAGUAUUGGAUAAUUUCCAGGCCAAUUGUUCCAUUUUUCAUUAUUUUUUUAUAGAAAUAUAGUGGGCACUCCUCAGAAUGGCAGUCCUAAAAAAUGUGAAAUAAUAGAAUUCUUAAUGUUUAAAAAGUGAAUGAUACUGAAUGAGAAUGGCCUAAUGAAAUAGCCGCCAGUAUAACUCAAUCCAACUAGACAUCAGCAGACAUACGAUGCAAGUAGUUACCGGGUAUACAUUAUUAGUAGGCCUACAAUUUUGAGAUGAUAUUGUAAAAUUUUAGGAGGUCAGGGGUUAACAGAUCUGCGAAAACAGACAAAUAUUUUAGCGGCCCACUGUCAUGAAAAUAUGGCUCCUCCAAGUAUAAAAAAAGGGCUGCCUGGGGCAGAAUGCUUCUCUGACUCUAUCCCCUUUUUCCUAUUUCCAUCUUUCUCAGAAACUAUUAACCACUUCACGUGAUGCACGAUCACCCACUUUUAUUUACCAAGGAUGUCAAAUUGUCGUCAGGCCUAUUGACUAAGUCUAAGUAUUGGUAGUCACUAUCUUUAAAUUACUAAAAUAACUCUGACUGAAGUAGGUAUGUGAAAUUCUCACUUUUUACGUCACCAAUAGAAUAGAGAAUGCUGCCAAAAAAAUUUGUACCAACGUUUUAGGCAGGUCGUGGUGCACUUAUUUCUAAAAAAAAUUUUUGUUGUGUCUAGUCUUAUUAUUUCUCUCCUAAUGGGAUUUUCAAUAAAAAAACUUAUUUUUCUUUGUUUGUAUAUAUUUUAUUUUUAUGUAUCUUUCCUUAUGGGUUCAUGGUAUUCUGUGCCGUUAAAAACAAUGAUUCUGCUUAGCAUUGAAAAAUUAAAGUAUCUCGUGGUUCCUAGUUGUUAAAUUAAUUUAUGUUAUAGAUGAACAAGUGACCCAAUAAUUGACAUAACAAUGACCUAAUUGACCAAUAAUACCUAUUAUGCCUAUCUCACACCAGAAAAUUAAUUGGAAGGGGGUCCCACGUUACCAUGUUCCUAAACAAAAAUUGGCCAAAGCAUUUGUUACAUCUGCUAACCCUUUCGAUUUUUACGGAAUUAUACAUAUUUUUACCACUCAUUCUAACAAACCCCUUAAAAUUCUGAUUUUUUUUUUCAAACUUUAUAAUUUUUCGCCCGUCAUAAAAAUCAGAAAGCAACAAAAAAAAAAAAAAAAUCGGGUAGGACAGGAAGUGUUGCAUUUGCUUUUAUGGAGUGCCGACCGGGCGAAUAAGUGAAUAAAUUCUCAAGAUAUUCACUUGGCUAUUAUUAUAUAUUGGACCAAGUCACAUGAUCACCGUAACAAAGUUGUGUCAGCCUCGUCACGUGAUCGCUGAUUGUCGAACAGAGUUAACGGUACUUCAUUUCAACAAAUUCAAGAUAGUCUGGACAUUUACAAGAAAAAGAAAUAUGUUAAAUUCUACAAAAGAUAUACUAGAACCAUUGGCUGCCAGUCCGCGUCCGCAUAGAGUACAAAAUUGCAACUUUGUGCUAACGCUGCUUGCGUGACCUGGCACCGUCAUAUUUUAACACCCCCCCCCCCCCCCCCCACCCAAAAUAAAAUCAUACAACUGCAUCUAAAAGUAAUCCAUGUCUAAUUUCUUUGCUAAGGAAUCAAUCAGACGAUUCAGUUAGCAGAUCGUUUAUUUAACACCUUCCUCAUGGAAGGAAAUAUUUCUGUAGCCAACUGCGAUCUUUUUAAUGCCAAAGUCAAAGAAAUGUUUCUAGACUUGCAGAAUGUAAGAAGAUUGUAAUGAAAUAUUACAUUGAAACAAAAGGGCCCCACUUCCCGCUGCGUGCAACCCCUUACAGAUUUUUUUUCUUGGUCGGUCUGCAUCUUUUACCCUAAUCACAUUUUUAUACCGUUUCAUGUAACUAAAGCUAAAGUAAAAAAAAAUUUCAUAUGCACACUUUGUAAGCAGUAAAACUAUUAUUAUGGUAUUUAUUGACAUAUUUAGGCAUUAGGCCUAUAUUUUAAUCAUAAUAAUUUAUUUCUCGGCCUCAGCUGGGUUUUAUUUUUCAGAUGUGCACAUAUAACUUUUGAAAAAAAGGAGCUGGGUAUAAUUUUUCAGACUGAUUCCUUUCCCCCCAGAAUCACAUAUACAUGUAUAUUAGAUUGAUAUUAUAAAUUAAACUAAUUAGCAAUAUAGAACUCUUUCUUGUUUUUAAGACAGCAUUUUGAAACUCUUUUAAAGCUUGGAUGGAAUUGCCAAAUAUUUUGAAAGUAACAAAAUAGCAAUUUAAAUCUCAAAUUCUUUUAAGAUUCAUUAUCGUUGUCACUAGUAAGAACUAGUAAUAAAUGAAAGGGGCAUGUAAAUAACUAUUUGUUUAAGUAUAAAUGACCUUACAUUUUUUCCUUUUUCUUUUGCAUAUAAGUACGGUACCAUACUUAGAAUGGUAAUUGGUGCAAUAAACCAAUUGUUAAAUUAUUUGAAUCCCAUUACUGAAUACUGGUACUAGUCUUUUAAUACUGAUGUGUCAUAUAAAAAAAAAUAUGUAUAUAUAUAUAUAUAUAUAUAUAUAUAUAUAUAUAUAUAUAUAUAUAUAAAUAUUAUAUAAAUAAAUAAAUGAUAGGGGAAGCUUAGCAUAACCUUGAUACAAAUCUUGAUGACAUGUAAACAAAAACAGAUAUGAGUUUUACUGAUCAGAGACUUCCUUAAAUCUUUUCAUUUUCAAAACUUUUAGCAUUGCUUGCUUCACUAUGAGAAACCUCAUGUAAUUUAUAUUUUUUUAUUCCAUUUUAUAGGACCUGGAGAGAGGAGUGUGUCCUCUGUGUGGAGCAACCCUAUGAUGCCUUGUCUUAUAUUCAUACUCACAUAACCCAGUCUAUUCUAGUAUAAAGCAGUGGAAGCAGUCAGAUGUGUACAGAGCAUGAUCAAUUUGUUCCACUGAUCUUUGUAAAUAAGAAUAACUACCGGUACCAUAAAGAGCAGUUGUGUAAGUCAGUUCCAUUGUGACUACACUUUGAGUCUCAUCAGGUGAGAGUAGAUUAACAUGGCUGAAGAAGAGCAAGUGCAGUACCACAUAGAAAUCCAGGACGCUUCUGGGUUUGAUGCCAUGGAUGGAGAAGUCAUGGUUGUUUUAGAUCUCAAUGGCCAGGAUUUACCAGCAAGCGUUGCUCAAACAAUUAUGGAGCUGGCUCAAAACAGUAGGCACAACCUAACGACCGUAAUGAAUGAUCAUGCAGAUGUUAAAUUUAUCACGCAGGAUGCGCAGCAAAUAGCUGAGUUUUCUAGUGAAAACAGCAUUGAACAAGUCAAGUUGGAAGAUAUAGAUAUGUUUGACCAAUCUAAAGAGGGGGCUCAUAAUUUACUGCAAGAUAUUGACCUGGAGAAAGUCAAUGUAAUCGACUCCGAAACACAGGAGACAAAAACCCGGUAUUUGGUUCACAACCUGGCAGAGCUUGAGAGGACAAAAGUGGGAACCACCUACAAACCCAGGAAAUCAACUUCCAAAGGAGCAGGUGGAAAAAAGGUGGAAAGGCUGCCUCCACUCAUUAAUGAAAUUACUCCUAAAGUGGAGGUAGGGGUUCAGUGUGAGCUGAUCAAUAUAAAAGAAAAGAAUGCAGAUGAGGAGGAGGAUGGGAAAGUCAUUAACGAUUGCGCUGCACCCGAUCACAUAGGUGAAAGUUGCAAGGGCGAUGAGUAUAUAAAGAGUAUUAAAACGGAACCUCUUUGGGCAGAGGAUAGUAGACAAGGAACAAACCAGCCUGCCGUGCCCGAAGAAGCUGCCGUCGUACCUCAAGAAAAGACCUGUCUCCAGUGUUCUUAUACUUGUGAUGAUGACCUAGAUCUAGGGAGGCACAUGAGGAAAGUCCAUAAAGAGAAAAAACCUUACACAUGCUCUGUUUGUAAUACCUCAUUUGAAAUUGAACUAAGUUUACAGAUUCAUGCACUGAUGCAUUCAGGUGCAAAGAGGCCAGCAAGCAAGUGGAAAAAAAAGAAGAAACUAAAUUAUGUGUGUCCUUUGUGCUCCAUGCUGUUUUCCACUGUCAAAAAGUUAUGUUCUCAUGCUGAAAGUGAGCACAAGCUUCCCACCAUUCACACGUGUGACACUUGUAAGUUUGCAUGUUUGUCUAAAAGUGAAUUAUCUGAGCACAACAUAACCUUAGACCAUGUCAAGAGAGCCAGCAAGAUAUCUGUUUGUCCGGUGUGCAAUGUAGCUACUUUAAAAAUGACGGCACAUCUGGCCAAAAUGCACCCAGAGCAUCGGCCACACAUUUGUCAUAUAUGCAGUUUUAAAAGUAAAUCGGUGACUGGUCUGAAAUACCACAUUCAAACUCAUGUGGAAACCAAGAAUUUCAUUUGUCCAAAAUGUGGGAGGGCUUGUAAGUCGAAAAUUGUUCUCAAACGGCACAUUAAAAAUCACGACCCAGUUAAAAAAUUUCAGUGCUCUCUCUGUCCAUUCGGCACCAAUGAAAGCUAUGAGCACAAACGUCACGUUCGUCGGGUACAUUCUAAGAAGACUUACUACAGCUGCAAACACUGCGAUUUAUCUUUCUUACAAGUAUGUGAUUUGAAACUUCAUGCAAUGUCUGAGCACCAAUCAAGAGACUCUUACUUCUGUAACUACUGCGAGUUUUCUUGUGAAACACGAAUUGAACUGAAAACCCAUGUUCAGACCCACACUGGUAAACAUCGGUUUCUCUGUGAGACCUGUGAUUUUACAACUCCGUUUAGAGCCCACUUGGAAAGGCACAGGAAUACGCACACAGAUAUUCGCCCCUACAAAUGUCCCAUCUGUGGAUACGAAUGCAGAGAAAAUAUUAAUUUGAAGAAACAUAUGGUAACACAUAGUGAUGAGAAACCAUUUUCAUGCUCAUUGUGUCCAUACACUUGUAAGCUAAAAAAUCUUUUGGACAGCCAUAUACGUAUUGUACACACCAGCCUCAAGCCAUAUUCCUGCAAUGCGUGUCCUUAUCGUGCCAAAACUUCAGGUAACCUGAAAAAACACAUGUGGAUACAUCAACAAUACAAGCCCUACCAGUGCAGAUUCUGUACCUACACGGCCAGAGAGAAGAACAAAUUGGCGAGGCAUGAAAAAACAAAGCACAAGGAUGGAGUAGAAGAAGACUUUCAAAAAGCUGGAGAAGAAUCAAAUUCACAAACUAUAGAAGACUUCAGUGAACAUGUGAUUUAUACAGUAAAAACCUAGUUGAAAGUUUGUCUUCAUAACUUACUUUAGUAAACCAGAUAUCUUAUUAUUUUGCACAAUUUAUAUCAAUUUAGACUGUGACUAUUUGGAUUUUUCAUGAGUGAUUGGGUCAUUACUUGGCAAGGUUUCAACUACUGGUAUGUAUGUUGUAUUCAUGAUUGCAAUCGGCGCUGAGACUAAAACUGCUAAAACAAGAUAUUUAAGAAUGGCGGCAACAAUCUUAUACAAUUCUUAGCUCAAUAGGUUUAUCUGUCUUUCUUAGUAGAAGGAAGUGAGUCGUGUUAUUCAUAGUAAUCAUAGUAUCUGUUAUUGGUUUUGUUGGGGGUAAAAGGGGGAUUAUGAGGGAAUAUAGUGAAGAAGUAGGGUUUUUUUUUAACAUGAUAUUUCUAGUUGUCUGCUGCUUAUCAAGUGACCCUGACCGCUUCACAUCCAUGGUGUUACAAUGCACUUUAUUUAUUUGAACAUACAUUAACGAUUUAAACAAUUAGAAUUAGGGACCACUUAUUUUUGUAAUGUUACAACCUUGGAGGUUAAGCAAUUUUACAAAGGUUUAAUUUGAUUUCCUUUCAAGUACCCGGUUUAUUAAACAUUGCAACAUUUGGUGCAGAUGUUUCCGAGCUACUAGUAAUGAAAUUUUUAAUGAAAAUUCACUACAUUAAAUGAACUUAUAUUAAUUAAUUAGUGUCAGUGAAUUUUGAAUUGCAAUCCCUAUUCUAUUUCCAGACAUUAUUUUAUUUAAUUAUAAAUGGUAAAUUCCUGUUUAUGUUGUUAUUAGCGACUUAGUUGAACAUUGUAAUUUAUGAGACUAAUUAUUUUUUUAAUAAAUGUUUGUUAAGAAAGAGAUUGCAACUACCGGGUGUGUUAGGUAAAUGUAUAUUGUGUGACUCUGUGAGUCGCUGAUGGACGAUGAUAUCAUACUGAAUUUUUGCUGCACUAAAAGAAAUUGUGUUUCUCAU